This is a messenger RNA of Haplochromis burtoni (Burton's mouthbrooder), 2735 nucleotides long. RefSeq names its product zinc finger and BTB domain-containing protein 12. Gene Ontology annotation, cellular component: nucleus. NCBI's taxonomy places the organism in Eukaryota, Metazoa, Chordata, Actinopteri, Cichliformes, Cichlidae. Gene Ontology annotation, molecular function: protein binding; DNA-binding transcription factor activity, RNA polymerase II-specific; RNA polymerase II cis-regulatory region sequence-specific DNA binding. The transcript has 5 exons. The record is from RefSeq and is a predicted model, not a curated record. Bases 539 to 2242 code for a protein of 567 amino acids. Gene Ontology annotation, biological process: regulation of transcription by RNA polymerase II.
AUCAGCCUACGUGCUCUGGUUUUACGGCUGACCGCGAGGCGAAGUCGCUUGCGAAAACAGACUCAAAGUCAGCUUAGCGGCGAAAUACGGGGCGGUUUGUGUUUGUUGUCACGAGGUAUGCUUUCUACACCCCCCUCCGAAAAAAAUAAAGGGGCCGAAAAGUAAACAGAAACCGAGGCAGAGGCUGGUGUCGUCUGGAGGAAUGAACAGACAGCGCUCCCGUUCGGCUAGCAUCUCCUCAUUUAACAGUCGCUUCAUUUAAAGAAACUCCGAUUUGCUUUCUGGAGAGCCCGCAAGGCAUUCAAGGAGAGGAGAGGCGAAGGUGAGCAGGCGACAAAGUUUGACAAUAACUGAGGGGGUUUUGUUUGUUUGGCUGCCACUGGAGAGACGACACGAAAAGCGAGCUGUUAGUGAGUGGCUAACGUUAGCUAGCUGGACUGGAAUGAAAAGAGGACAAAAACGUGUGUUAUAGCCAGCUUAUAAUCACCUUUACUAGUUUAUUAUAGGCUCCACUACUGUUGAAACACAUGAAACGAAGAUGGAGUUGGUGUUUUUCCGGCUCCCGGGACAUGGGAACAUGACCCUGAAGCACAUGAAUUCACUGAGAUCCCGCCAGCAUUUCUGCGACAUCACCAUCGUGGCCAGUAACAACCAGACGUUCAGGGGACAUAAGGUGGUGCUGGCUGCCUGCUCACCCUUUCUGAGAGAUCAAUUCCUCCUCAACCCAUCGUCCAGGCUUCAGGUGUCGAUGCUGUACAGCUCCACAGUGGUGUGUGAUCUGCUUCAGUCUUGCUACACUGGAAUCCUGCAGUUCAACCCAGAGGAGAUCGUAAACUACCUGACGGCUGCCAGCUACCUUCAGAUGGAGCACAUCGUAGAGCGCUGCAGAGGAGCUCUGGAGAAAUAUGUCCAGCUGAAGAACCCCAGUCAAUCUAAGACGCCCACAGAGGAAACUGAAACCAGGCCAGUGAUCGUCAGCGGCAGUGUCCAUUCAGUCGCAUCACCUCCACCUAGGCAGCCUUCCCCUGUGCACUCCCACAGCCCCGUAGUGCGCUCGGUGGAGGAGAGCAACGGCGAAUUGUCUGCUCAGGGAAGCAGUCAGCUGCAUGAUGACAGUGCUGCACUGGAUGAGGGCUUCAUUAAGGUCCAUGCAUCAGAUGAGGAUGAAGAGGCCAGACAGGAGAACUACAAUAUGUUAAGAGUGUAUAUUUCUGAAAAUGAGCACACUGACAGAGACAGGGAGGAGGAAAAAGGAGCUCCCUCUGAGGUACCUCAAGGCGCCAACUUCUCAGAGACAGAAGAAGUUGUGAUUGGAGAAAGUGGCGAGUAUGACUUGAAUCCAGCAGGUCUCAGUUCUGGAGAGUUUUCAGCAGAAAGUCUCCGCGUUCUAAGUCGAAGAAUCUCUGAGACUAAUAUUGGCCAUAGCAGAGGAAGGGGAAGGGGGAGGGGUUUAAAAAGAAAAAGGUGGGUGUCAUCUCAGGAGAAAAGACCUAUAGGCAUCACCCAACACCAGGAUCUCUGGUAUCUUACAUCUGCUGGAGGUGGCUUUGGCCUGGACUACAGCCAAGAAGGACUGAGGGCAUCAAGAAAUAUUGUCACGGUUGAGAUCCCAGAGUUGGACUUCGGCAUGGGCAGCACACAGGGGGAAAAGGUUUCACCGAUACCCGCUAACAGUCUUAACCAGUUCUCCCUGGAAGAGUCUGCUUGUGGUGCUGGUGAAGGGAGUUCAGGGUUGACGACUGUUGGAACAAACGAAGGCAGCGAUGAGUCGGUUGCCGUGGUGGGGUCUACUUCCAGCGUAGCUGGCCCUGUAAUCUGCGAGCACUGCAACAUGACUUUCCCUUCAGCCCAUUCCCUCGCAAUCCACUCCCGCUCCACUCACCUGCUCUAUGCCUGCCCCUGCUGCGGGAAGCACUUCCACCACUCUACGAACCUCACCCGGCACAUGGCCGUGCACAGAGGGGCCGGCAAAACGCACCAGUGCCCCCUGUGCUACAAGACGUUCACCCAAAAAUCCACUCUGAUAGACCACAUGAACCUCCACAGUGGCGAGCGGCCUCAUCGCUGCGCUUACUGUCACGCCCACUUUGCCCACAAGCCCGCCUUACGUCGGCACCUGAAGGAGCAGCACGGCAAAACCACGGGGCAGAACUCCCUACACGAGCAGGAGGAGAGGGAGAGAGCAAGAGGAGCAGCUGGGAGAAUACGAGAGGAGGAGCAAGAAUGUCUGGUUACUGAGUAAUAAGUCUUGUUACAGACUUCAGGCUUGACGGCUUGUUGCAGUUACAUUUGGUCUUCAUGUGAUCAGUGUCAACACAAUGUGGAAAUUAAGUGUGUGCUAAAAAAUAAAUGCCUUUACAUUCUGGCUGCCAAAUAAAAGACUUUUCACAUAUAGCUUUUUUUUUUUUUAGCAAAAAGGAAGAAAAAAAAUGUUACUUGACAUUAUAGUAAAACACUGGUAUAAAAAUAUCUGAUGGCUCUGUUUAGUUUGUGACAAUGAGUCUGCAUGAACAAUACCAGGACCCCGAAGCCAAAGCAGAGGAAAUUUUAACAGUCCAUAUUUUUUAUUAUUCACACUUGUGCUUUUCCUACUGUGUAAAGUGUUCGUUUUAACAUUGUUUUUGACUCAGAACUGCAGUCUUCAACUUGAAUAUGUUGUACGUGGAGUCAGCGCAGUGACUGACUGCAAGUCAAAGACUCUGUGAAUGAGUGUAAAUAAAACAGCUAGAGAGAAA